AUGUGCGUCAGCAAUGCUUUUCUUGGCGCACUUCCCGUCUGCGCCGAAUUGGCGCCUUUUUUCCUGAGUGUUACGUAAUUGUAGCAAUUCUGAAACUGGUGGACGUGUUGCAACCAGCCUUCACAUUUAGAAGUACUUCAAGUAAGAGCUGGAGACAUUGGAUUUCCAACAUUUGAGAAGAGUUGGUUGCAAAAUGUGCACAAGUUAGAAACUCACGUUGUAAUCGACGCUCUACGGGCAUGUGACACAAUUGGGAGAGGUCAGAAUGUGACUAGGUUCACACGCACGUAUACAAAACGACAAUAGUUUUCCUUCUCGAUUAUUGCUUACUUUCCUAGCUACUGUCGGAUCGGUACUCAAAGAGAGUCUUCUCCGAAGACCGAAAUCCGGUUUCUGCGCGAGCAACAAGAAGAAGGCUUCUGUGCUGGGUUUGGCCAAAUUGACCACGUCUGCUCCGCCAUCUUCGGAUGUAUAUCAUCAUCAUCGUCAUGAGGAUGACGUUAAGGACGUCAAGCCAUUCCUUGCUCUUGUCAAAAAAGAGCCUCGUGAAACCACUGUUGGUCAGACUGUGAAGCCGGUGCGCUUGACCAUCAACGUAAUGAGCAAUGUGCCUGUAAUAAGUAGAAUAUAUUCGAGUUUAGGGUAAGCGCAUUGGUCGUCCACCAGGCACCUACAAGAGACCGCAGAUUGUCGUGAAGAAGGAAGUCGUUUCGAACGAUCCGAAGGUCCAUGACUGCAAGUGGGGCAUUUGUGACAGGAGCUUCGUCGACGAAAAUGUGAGCUUUUUUCGAUUAUCAUUUCAGUUAGCAUUAUCAUUUAGUUGUAAACCAAAAUUUGUGUUCAGUUGUUCUACGAACACGUCGAAAAACACGUGGAUGCGAUGAUCCGAGGACCAGAGCUUCCGCCGUACAUAUGUCGCUGGGCCGAAUGUGUUCAUCACGGUAGCUCAGCCCGAUACCUGCUGAUGACGCACAUGCGUCGUCACACCGGUAUGAAACCGAAUGUGUGCGAGGUGAGCACCACGAUCAGCUCUUUUUUGAAUCUGACUAUUUUUGUUAUUAGUGGCCCGACUGCAAUAAGAGGUACAGUCGUCUCGAAAACUUGAAAACGCAUCGCCGUCUUCACACUGGCGAGAAGCCGUACCACUGUCGUUUUCCGAGCUGCGAGAAGACGUUCACUAAUGCUUCGGAUUGCUCGAAGCAUCAGAAUCGUGUUCACAAUAGCGAUGUAAUCAAGUCCAUCUCUUUUAAAAACUCAGGAAAAGUUAGCUUACCUUACAGAAGCCUUUUACAUGCAUCUAUCCGGAGUGCACCAAGCGCUACACGGAUCCAUCCAGCCUCCGUAAGCACGUUAAAGGAGUUCACGCGGAUUUCGAAGAGGCAACUGCUCAUAUUCCGAAGCCGGAACGUCGUCGCAUCUAUCAAAAGUACUCAGCUCAGCAAGCACAGGUAAGAAAAAUUGAUUCCAGUGGAAUAUUUUGAGACAUGAAUGAUGUUUUGCAGGCGUCUCAGCAGUCGCCGCUGGCAUUGGCUCAAGCUCUUGCUGCAGCUCAUCAAAAAGCGAUGCAGUUUCAGCACAUGCAGCAGAUGUUGCAAGCGCAACAAGCUCAUCAAAUGUAUAUGGCCAAUGUUCAGCAGGCCGUUGCGCUCAACUGGGCGCUCCGCAACUCGGUCGGUCUGAACCAGUUCCAACCAACAAUGCCGACUCAUCCGCUUCUUGCUGCCUCGAUGAUGCCAUUCUCGCAGAUCCCGCAGCUUCCGAACUUCAGUCAUCUUCCGAUGGGAGCUCUGUCACAGCAGGAGGGAGCUAUCAGCAAGGAUGCCGAUGAUGACGUCCAAUUCCUCAACUUCGUGACCCGCCUCUAA
This is a messenger RNA of Caenorhabditis sp. 36 PRJEB53466, 1865 nucleotides long. NCBI's taxonomy places the organism in Eukaryota, Metazoa, Nematoda, Chromadorea, Rhabditida, Rhabditidae. The record is from the annotation of a GenBank genome assembly.